Messenger RNA from Rhodamnia argentea, 1747 nucleotides. RefSeq names its product serine/threonine-protein phosphatase PP2A catalytic subunit-like. The record is from RefSeq and is a predicted model, not a curated record. The transcript is spliced from 6 exons. Gene Ontology annotation, cellular component: cytoplasm. Gene Ontology annotation, biological process: mitotic cell cycle; peptidyl-serine dephosphorylation. Gene Ontology annotation, molecular function: protein serine/threonine phosphatase activity. Lineage: Eukaryota; Viridiplantae; Streptophyta; Magnoliopsida; Myrtales; Myrtaceae. The coding region runs from base 351 to 1271 and encodes 306 amino acids.
UCCCCCCCCUCUCUCUCUCUCUCUCUCUCUCUCUCCUGUCUGUCUCUCAUGCAAUUUCAUCGCUCGAAACAUCUGCGAUAUCCAAACUGUGGAGGAGGAGGAGGAAGAAGGAGAAGAGUGAAGGUAAAUUCGCGAGUUGAGUGAUGAUUGAAAGAUCGCAACCCACUCGAUCGCUCGGAGAUUCUCUUCUCGUCUCGCUCCGAUUUGGAAUCCAAAUCCCAGGACUUGGCGAGCCGUUCCUUUCGAUAGGAGCCGAGUGAGUCGAUCGUGACCGAUCCGCGCGCGAUCGCGCGUUGUCCCCUGCCAUUUGCGAUCUGCGGGAGGACGAGGACGAGGGGGGCUCCUGAACGAUGCCGUCGCACGCGGAUCUGGACCGUCAGAUCGAGCAGCUGAUAGAGUGCAAGCCGCUGACGGAGGCGGAGGUGAAGACGCUCUGCGAUCAGGCGAGGGCGAUACUCGUGGAGGAGUGGAACGUGCAGCCGGUGAAGUGCCCGGUCACGGUUUGCGGCGACAUUCACGGCCAGUUCUAUGAUCUUAUCGAGCUUUUUAGGAUAGGCGGCAACGCGCCUGAUACCAAUUAUCUGUUUAUGGGAGAUUAUGUUGAUCGGGGGUACUACUCAGUGGAGACUGUUUCGCUUUUAGUGGCUUUGAAAGUUCGCUAUAGAGAUAGAAUCACUAUCCUUAGGGGAAAUCAUGAAAGUCGGCAAAUAACACAAGUGUACGGAUUCUAUGACGAAUGUUUGAGAAAGUAUGGAAAUGCCAAUGUCUGGAAAUAUUUCACCGAUUUGUUCGAUUUUCUUCCACUUACUGCUCUUAUCGAGAGUCAGAUCUUUUGUUUGCAUGGAGGUCUGUCACCAUCUUUGGAUACACUCGACAAUAUUCGAGCCUUGGACCGUAUACAAGAGGUUCCUCAUGAAGGACCAAUGUGCGACCUCUUGUGGUCGGAUCCAGAUGACCGCUGUGGCUGGGGAAUAUCUCCACGUGGUGCUGGUUAUACCUUUGGUCAGGACAUUGCUGCUAAUUUUAAUCACACCAAUGGUCUCACUCUGAUAUCGAGAGCCCAUCAGCUUGUCAUGGAAGGAUACAAUUGGUGUCAGGAAAAAAAUGUGGUCACUGUAUUUAGUGCUCCGAAUUAUUGUUAUCGGUGUGGAAAUAUGGCUGCAAUUCUUGAGAUUGGAGAGAAUAUGGAUCAGAAUUUCCUUCAGUUUGACCCAGCACCACGUCAAAUUGAACCGGACACAACGCGCAAGACUCCUGAUUAUUUCUUGUGAUUCAAGAAAUGUACUUGCUGCUUGUAAUUCAGGUUUGACGCCAUCUUGCUGUUGAUGUGUCGUAUGAAAAAAGAAUUUCAUCUUUAGGAUCAGACUUCAGAGUGAUGAGCAAUGCCAUUCUUCUGUUUGGAGCUUGUCUUGCCGCCUUGCAGCUUGUCUUUGUUGAGAUCAAGGAACUUGAAGAACCAGAUGGAAGGCAUCAGCAUUCUUGUUUGUCCUGUAUAUUGUCGAAAGAUGGGACGGCAAUAAUAUGGUCUAUCUCGUUCUGCAAACCAAGUAGAAAAAUUUUUGAAGCAGUUGAAAGUUUUGCAUUUUCAAAUUUAGCAGACCGAAGAGCUGUAAUGAGUUUUCUUGAAUAGAAAACAUCAUGGGCGCAAGGUUCUUGAAAGUUUGUUUGGCAGGGUGGAUGAGCCGUAAAGUGGAAAUUGUUUUUGGUUCUUCGUUUGUAACAAUGUUUAUGAACCUUUUUUGGAGCA